GAAUGUCAAAAUCAAUUAGUCAACUGGGAUGUUUACACGAAUAAACUGCCGCACCUUUUAAUUACUGAUAGUUAUUUCUUUUAGUUUCAACAAUUAAUAAACAUUUUAUUAGAUAUGAGACCAACGUGAACAUUUAGUUAAAUUGUAAAUCAUAUAUCAGUUGAACUAUGGCUGGCAAUGAGAGAGUUUCAUUAAACGAUGCUCUAUCGAAUGUAGAAGUAUUAGAUGAGCUUCCUUUACCUGAUGAACAACCUUGUAUAGAAGCCCAACCAUGUUCUGUAGUGUAUCAAGCUAAUUUUGAUACAAACUUUGAAGAUAGGAAUGGAUUCGUUACAGGCAUAGCAAAAUAUAUAGAAGAGGCCACAGUACAUGCUAGUUUAAAUGAACUAUUAGAUGAAGGACAAGAACAUGCUGUUAUGCUUUAUACCUGGCGUUGCUGUUCUAGGGCAAUUCCACAGCCUAAAUCUAAUGAACAACCUAAUAGAGUUGAGAUCUAUGAAAAGACUGUUGAAGUGCUAGCACCUGAAGUGAAUAAACUAUUAAAUUUUAUGUAUUUCCAGAGAAAGGCAAUUGAAAGGUUUUCACAAGAAGUUAAAAGGUUAUGCCAUACAGAGAAAAGAAAAGAUUUUGUAUCUGAAGCAUAUUUACUAACACUGGGAAAAUUUAUUAAUAUGUUUGCUGUAUUGGAUGAACUGAAAAAUAUGAAAUCUAGUGUUAAAAAUGACUACUCAACUUAUAGAAGAGCUGCCCAAUUUUUGAAAGUAAUGUCAGAUUCACAAACUCUACAAGAAUCUCAGAAUCUUUCCAUGUUUUUGGCAACUCAAAAUAAAAUAAGAGAUACUGUUAAAGAAAACUUAGAAAAAAUAACUGGAUAUGAAGAGUUGCUUGCUGAUGUAGUGAAUAUCUGUGUACACAUGUUUGAAACAAAAAUGUACCUGACACCCAGUGAAAAACAUAUGUUGGUUAAAGUUAUGGGCUUUGGACUAUUUUUGAUGGAUAGUGAACUGUGCAAUAUUAAUAAACUUGAUACGAAGAAGAAAUUGAGACUUGACAAAAUUGAUAGAAUUUUUAAGAAUUUGGAAGUAGUUCCUUUAUUUGGUGAUAUGCAAAUUGCUCCAUUUAACUAUAUAAAAAGAAGCAAACACUUUGAUGCAAACAAAUGGCCUUUAUCAAACAGCAAUACACCAUCGCCACAAGCUGACCUUAUGGUCCAUCUUCCCCAAAUAAGAGAAGACCAUGUUAAAUACAUAAGUGAGUUAUCUAGAUAUAGUAAUGAAGUUACCACAACAUACAAAGAAUGUGGUAGUGAUACAGAAAAUAAAGAGACUGCAGAUUUGGCUUUGAGAGGCUUGCAGCUUCUAUCUGAAUGGACAAGUGUAGUAACUGAGUUGUACUCUUGGAAGUUAUUGCACCCUACUGAUCAUCAUCAAAAUAAGGAAUGUCCAAAGGAUGCAGAAGAGUAUGAAAGAGCUACUAGGUACAACUAUAGUGAAGAGGAAAAAUUCGCAUUGAUUGAAGUAAUUGCCAUGAUUAAAGGACUACAAGUAUUAAUGGCAAGAAUGGAAACUGUAUUUACAGAUGCUAUAAGACGUAAUAUUUAUGCUGAGUUGCAAGAUUUUGCACAACUUACUUUGAGAGAACCUCUAAGAAAAGCUAUAAAAAAUAAAAAAGAUUUGAUACGAAGUAUAAUUAUGUCUGUAAGAGAAACUUGUGCUGACUGGUCAAAACAAUUUGAUCCCAUUCAAGAUCAUGUAUUAAAAGGAAAAAAAGAUCCUGAUACAGGUUUCCAUAUCAAAGUUCCCAGAAGAAAUGUUGGACCAUCGUCUACACAACUAUAUAUGGUCAGGACAAUGUUAGAAUCAUUGAUAGCAGAUAAAUCUGGUGGUAAAAGAACUUUGCGCAAAGAUAUAGAUGGACAAUAUUUAAUGCAUAUAGAUUCGUUUCACAAAACUUCAUUCUACUGGAAUUACUUAUUGAGUUUUAGUGAAUAUUUGCAAAAGUGCUGUGAUUUGUCUCAGUUAUGGUAUAGGGAGUUUUACUUGGAGAUGACGAUGGGCAAAAGAAUUAAUAAAUGUACAGUACGCCAUAAUCACAACGAGGAAUGUAAUGAUUUGAUUACUAUGGAAAAAAGAAUACAAUUUCCCAUUGAUAUGUCAAUGCCUUGGAUUCUUACUGAUCAUAUUUUAAAAACUAAAGAACCGUCAAUGAUGGAGUAUGUCUUGUAUCCUUUAGACUUAUAUAAUGAUAGUGCUUUAUAUGCAUUAACAAUAUUCAGGAAACAGUUUUUAUAUGAUGAAGUAGAAGCUGAGGUAAACUUGUGCUUUGACCAGUUUGUUUAUAAACUAAGUGAACAAAUUUUUGCUUAUUAUAAACAAUUAGCAGCAAGUAUAUUCUUGGAUAAACGAUUCAGAGUAGAAUGUUCAGCAGUUGGUGCUUACUUAUUGCCAUACCCAAGAGCAAAUCGAUACGAAACUCUUCUGAAACAAAGACAUGUUCAACUAUUGGGUAGAUCCAUUGAUUUAAACAAAUUAAUAACUCAGAGAAUAAAUGCUGAUAUGCAAAAAUCUUUAGAUUUAGCAAUUAGUAAAUUUGAAGCAGGUGAUAUCACUGGAGUUAUAGAAUUGGAUGGACUAUUACAGGUCAAUCGGUUAUGCCACAAAUUAUUAAGUAAAUGGCUAGCUUUGGAUGAUUUUGAUUCAAUGUUCAGAGAAGCAAACCAUAAUGUCCUGGCUCCUUAUGGAAGAAUAACCCUACAUGUGUUUUGGGAGCUGAAUUACGAUUUUCUACCAAACUAUGUUUACAACGCAGCCACCAAUAGGUUUACUAAAUAUAGAGGUAUAUCAUUUGGUGCAGCUGUGUCUAGAGAUAGACCUCCACAAAUGUCUCAUCAUUAUCUGUGGGGAACAAAACAAUUGAACUUAGCUUAUACUACUCAGUAUUCACAAUAUUCAGGUUUUGUAGGUCCUCAACACUUCCACACAAUGUGCCGACUUCUGGGAUAUCAAGGUAUAGCUGUAGUAAUGGAAGAACUUCUCAAAAUAGUGAAAAGUCUCAUCCAAGGAAGUCUUCUUCAAUUUACAAAAACACUUAUGGAAGCAAUGCCAAAGAUUUGCAAACUCCCUAGAUAUGAUUAUGGUUCUCCAGGUGUUUUGGGUUACUAUCAAGCACAACUCAAUGAUAUUGUUCAAUAUCCUGAUGCUCGCACUGAACUAUUUCACAAUUUUAGGGAAUUUGGAAAUAUAAUUUUAUUUUGUUUAUUAAUGGAACAAGCUCUGUCACAGGAAGAAGUUUGUGAUCUUUUACAAGCUGCACCAUUCCAAAAUAUUCUUCCCAGACCGUUUUGUAAAGAGGGUGAAAAACUUGAAGCUAAACAGAAACGACUUGAAGCAAAGUACCAGGCAUUACAAAUAGUUCCUAAUAUAGAAAAACUAGGAACAGCAAAACAAGCCAUGAUAUCUCGCGAAGGGGACUUACUGACAAGAGAAAGACUUUGUUGUGGUUUAUCAAUAUUUGAAGUAGUUCUUAAAAGACUGAGAAGCUUUUUGGAUGAUCCUGUAUGGGUUGGACCUCCACCUACAAAUGGAGUCAUGAAUGUUGAUGAAUGUACUGAAUUUCAUAGACUAUGGUCAGCCUUACAGUUUGUUUACUGUAUUCCAGUUAGUGAAAAUGAAUAUACUGUUGAAGAGAUGUUUGGAGAGGGAUUACAUUGGGCAGGUUGUACUAUGAUAGUUCUUCUUGGCCAACAAAGAAGAUUUGAAGCAUUGGAUUUCUGUUAUCAUAUAUUACGAGUUCAAAGGGUAGAUAUGAAAGACGAAGUUGUUAAAAGAAUUAAUCUUAAAAGGAUGGUAGACAGGAUUCGACGUUUCCAGGUAUUGAACUCUCAGAUAUUCGCUAUUUUAAAUAAAUUUUUGAGAUCUGGAGAAAGUGAUGAAUUAUCUGUAGAACAUGUCAGAUGUUUUCCACCACCUAUACAUCCCUCCAUCAAUCCACAACAGCAUUAUCAUGCACCAGAGCAUCUGAGACAGUGUUGAUUACUUUUAAAAAGAACUUAUCCAAAAUAAUUUUUAUUGAAAUUACAAUAUUAAACAUUAUAUUUGGAAUGUUUGUAUUCUAUAAGAUGAAUAUUAAUUAGUAUUAAAAUUUCCAGAACUUUUUUAGAUACAGUUUAAUGAAACGCUUAAUGUGGAAAAUUUUAUACCUUGAAAUUCUUGCAUCAAAACUGUUUUAUACAAGUAGUUAAUACUAAAUCGAACUAAUUAAUAUAAAUUUCACUCUAAAAAUCAAUUUCUAUUAAAUUUUUUAUAUUCACUUUGAAAAAUUGUGAAAAACUAAUAUUUUUAUUUUAUUCAUAGUGUAAUUUAGCUACUUUAACUCCAUUAUAUAAUGAUAUAUAAUAGUAUUUCUAAUAGCAGAUCCAUGUACAUAAACAUUUUCCUUGUUUAUUAUAUAACCACAAAACUGUUGAUGCAAAAAAAAUCUCAUAUUGUUUUCUUUAUCCUAAAAAGAAUUCAACAUCUCUGUAGCAACAAUUAACUUCUUUUAGAAAAAAUAUUGUGUUUUUAUCACUAGCAUAUAUAGUAGUGUCUCUGUCUCUGUAUUAUUUAGCUGUCAUCUGAAAUUGUACUAAAACUAUGUAGAUAUUUUUAUAACUUAUUUUUUAAUUAAUUUUUAAGAAGAUGCCAGAAAAUCUAAAUAUGCUCCUGCAUUUGAAAAUUGACGGUAACUAAAAAGUUGAAAUUUGGGAUUUUGUUUCAUGAUGUAGGCAAUUCCACUAUUUUAUUACAAAAAUACAUUCCAUUUAUCAACUUUAAUCAUUUUAAUCAAAUUUUUUCUGUUGAGAAGUGUUAGUAACGAUGACUGUUCGCCAAAAUUGAUCUUAUUCGUUUUUACCCUAGGGCGAUAUAGGUCUUCUUUUGUUCUUAUGUCGCUCAAAAUCGUGCCAAUAUCCUAAACACAGUAAAUUGUGUCACAUCAACUUCAAAUUGUAACAAGUCUUGCUUACAAUUUUUGUGGUAUGAGCUCAUUUGAAAGAUUUCUAUUUUCACCGGCUAUUUUAAUUAACAAAAAUUGGGUAUUGCCUUGACCAACUGAAUAAAACUGAUAUCAGAAUCAUAAGAUUGUAUUUUUCGCAAUUUGUUUAACUUUUUCCAAUAUAGUAAGGAAUACAACUUUUUAUAUACUAACACAAAACUGUAAAUUUGAUUCGUAUAGAAUUAUUUCAUAUAAGUUGUAUUCACAUAGAUUGUAUUGGUAUAACAUCGAAUCCCGUUUAUUUUAUGUCGAUUUGAUUUAUAUAGAAUCGUUUCAUAUAAAUUGUCUCACAACAUUAAAAAAUAUUUUUAAGUAAUAUCUUUCAGACAUUGGUAUCAGUAUAAAUUUUUUUCAGACAUAUUUAGUUUUGAAAUAUAUAGGUUGAUAUUGUUGUGGGGUGGUUUGUAAUUAUAUUUUCGUUUAACUUUUUAAUUUAGUUUUAUUUCUGUAUAGCACGUUGACUGUUAUAUAAAAGGAUUUUUAUACUCAUAUGAAGUACAUAAUAUACAAGUACUUGCGAAGCGAAGAACUAAAACUACUUUGGAGCCCCAUUUUUGUCCAUAAAGAAACUUUCGGUAUUUUCAUUUUAUUUUGCACAUUUAUGUGGAUAAUCGCAAUGUUUGUCCGUUAUAAUACUAAAACUCAAAUCUUAGGUUAAUGAUAAAAACUGAUGAAUUUAUCAUAUUUUAAGUCCGCUCUUGAUUAAUUAAGAUUGAUAUCUAAAACUGUUUACACAUUCUUACUGAAUCCUAUGUCGACCACACUUCCAGUUAAGUUAGGAGAAUAUUUUUUAUAUUUCUCUUUAGUUUAAUUAUAUUUUUAAAUAAUUUUAUAUUGUGUAAAAACAAUAACGGGAAAUUUUGCUUUACUAACCUUUAAUAAUUCACUUUCUAAGUACAAAAGUUUAUUUAUUUAUAUUAUAUGAGUAAUAUGUUAGUUAUAUAAGUUUUUUUAUUUGUUAUUUAAUUAGAAGAAUGAAGUCAUCAUUAGCAACACGUUCUUAAAUUGAUUGUGAAAUUAGUGUAUAAUAUCAAAACACUUUGAAUAGUUGAAAAAACUAUCAAUUUUAGGAAAAUACUCAACUCAAUUAGACAACAGCAUAACAAUAUUUAAAAAAAUAAAUGUAGCUAAAUAUCACAAAAGGUAUAAAAAAUAUUUUAGUAGCACACUAUACAGUAUGAACCAAAAAUUAUAUUGUGUAUUUGCAUGAUGGAGUAGGUUUGUAAAUUAAUAUUACAGCUUUGUUGGAAAUAUGUUCUUAUUUUGUAUCUUUAUAUAACAUAAAAUUUUUAUUUUCCAUGAAUUUAUCCUUUAUAAAUAUGUAUUUACUUUAUUAUAUUAUAUAAUUAAA
Molecule: messenger RNA, 6382 nt
Organism: Diorhabda sublineata
Lineage: Eukaryota; Metazoa; Arthropoda; Insecta; Coleoptera; Chrysomelidae
Gene: Sra-1
Product: cytoplasmic FMR1-interacting protein
Exons: 19
Coding region: 168-4031 (1287 amino acids)
Biological process (GO): regulation of actin filament polymerization; axon guidance; cell morphogenesis
Cellular component (GO): synapse; SCAR complex; neuron projection
Molecular function (GO): RNA 7-methylguanosine cap binding; small GTPase binding
Source: RefSeq, a predicted model, not a curated record